Molecule: messenger RNA, 2399 nt
Organism: Vespa velutina
Lineage: Eukaryota; Metazoa; Arthropoda; Insecta; Hymenoptera; Vespidae
Gene: rtet
Product: major facilitator superfamily domain-containing protein 10
Exons: 9
Coding region: 706-2022 (438 amino acids)
Biological process (GO): transmembrane transport
Cellular component (GO): brush border membrane
Molecular function (GO): transmembrane transporter activity
Source: RefSeq, a predicted model, not a curated record
UUAUUAUAAUAUACUGUCAUCGUAUAUAAUGUACAAUGUACACGAUGUAUAUAAUAUUUAAAUAUAUACUUAUACCGAAGAUGUCAAAGUUGGGCCAUUGUACGAAAUUUAUCUCUCAAGAGAAAUGUCAAAAAUAUGUUUUGACAUUAAGAUCGAUUGAGAAAACAUAAUCUUUAGUCAAUUAUGACAAAUGGGAUUUUAUUUUUUGAAGAUAAAAAUUUAUCACAUCGAUAUUCAAAAUAGCCAUUUUCUCGUUCAAACUUUUGUCUUUAAAAUGAGAUCUUUUUCGUCAAAAUCGAUAAGUUAUUAUGCUUACGUUCUCGUUGCUGAUGUAAAUGGAGGUUAUAAAAUUUAGGACAAUGAAUGACAGCUUUAUAACCUUUCACUUUUAAACAGAGAUGGAUUGUGAACACGAUUUCUAUGGCUAUGUUAAUUCCAAAAAAUAGUUUAUAUUUUGCAUUUAUAUAUUCUAUAAAUAUAAAUAACAUUAUGUUAACCAUAGAGUAUUAUUAAACUGUUAAUUGGCAUGAACUCAUGAAAGAAUAGUCCCAAUUAAUGUUAUGUUUAACAUAACCUAAUAAAUUGAAAAUUAUAUUUUUUUAAAAGAUCCGAAAGAAAAAUUUAUAUAUAUAUAUAUAAAUAUAUAUAUAUAUAUAUGUAUAUAUAUAUGUAUAUAUUUAAAUAUAAAGAUAAUAGAAAUUAAUCAUGGAUAAUAUUAAUGAUAAUACAGUGAAAGUUGUAUUUUUUUCUUUAUUGUUAGAUUUAUUAGCAUUUACUAUGAUAUUACCUUUAUUGCCAGCCUUAUUAGAUCAUUACAAAGUAUUGAGUAAUAAAGGACUUUAUUCUAUGAUAUCUCAUCAUGUGCAAAGUUUACGAAUACUUUUAAAUGCUCCUGAUAAAAUUGAUACUGUUCUGUAUGGUGGUUUUCUAGGCUCUAUGUAUUCUUUUUUACAAUUCAUUAGUUCACCAAUAACAGGAGCAUUAUCUGAUACUUAUGGACGGAAACCUUUAAUGAUUUUAUGUUUAACAGGUAUUACAAUGUCGUAUUUAUUAUGGGCACUUUCAAAAAAUUUUGGCAUAUUUGUAUUGGCUAGAUUUGUUGGUGGUAUUAGUAAAGGAAAUAUUAGUUUAUCUAUGGCUAUUAUUUCUGACGUUACAUCCCCUGAGAAAAGAGGAAAAGCUAUGGCUCUAGUGGGAAUAGCAUUUUCUAUUGGAUUUGUAGUGGGACCAAUGAUAGGAGCAUUUUUUGCAUGGAUUUCAAGUGGCAAUAGAAAUGAAACAUGGUAUAUUGCACCUGCAUUAUUUGCUUCCUUGCUUGCUGCAAGUAACUUGUUAUAUGUUAUUUAUAAUUUGAAAGAAAGUCUACCAGUUAAAUAUAGAACAAAGACUAUAUUAAGCGGAAUGGUCAAAUCUGUAAUCUAUAUUAAUCCUAUAGAUCUUUUUCAAUUUACUAGUGUAUCGGGAUUAAACGACAAAGAGCAACACAAUUUGAAGAUGUUAGGUCGUACUUAUUUUGUCUACUUAUUUAUCUAUAGUGGAUUAGAAUUUACCUUAACGUUUCUUACUCAUCACAUAUUUGAAUUUUCGAGUAUGCAACAAGGAUGGAUGUUUCUUGGAAUUGGUUUAACUAUGGCUAUUUUGCAAGGAGGUUGGGUGAGAAGAGUUCCUUCGCAUAAAACAAAAUCGGUUGCAGAAUUGGGUUUAUGGUUAAUAAUACCAGCUUUUGUAUUUAUUGGCUUAGCAAAAAAUACAAUGAUGUUAUAUCUUGGAAUAUUUUUAUUUGCCGUUUCAACGGCUAUGGUUGUUACUUGUAUGAUGACAUUAGUCACAAAAAUAGGACCAGAGCAUCAAAAAGGUACAAUAACUGGAAUAUUCCGUUCGUUGGGUGCAUUAGCACGUGCAAGUGGACCAAUCGUAGCUUCUGCAGGAUUUUGGUAUUUUGGAAGUACUACAACAUACCUAACUGGAGCUGUUUUUCUUUUAUUGCCACCCUUUAUACUUCAUAUUAUGAAGCCUCUAUAACAAAAAAGGGACUUAUAUUAAACAUAUUUUUACUUAUUGAUAUAUAUAUAUAUACAUAUAUACAUAUUUUUAUAUUUGCAAAUUGCAUUCACUGAAGUGCCCUAAAAUAUUAUGUGCUGUUAUACAAACAAACAAAACUAAAUCGCUUUUAUUAAAUCGUCGUACGAUCUAUUUGUUUAAACGUACGCAAACACGCAACAAUUUUUAAUUAUACGAAUGUGUUGAUAUAUAUAUAUGUACACACACAUACACACAGAAAUUUUUAUUAUAUUUUAACAAGAUAUUUAACGAAAAAAGUAUUUUUGAAAUAAUAUUAUUGUAAGUAUUUUCUUUUGUAUAAGGAUAUUAUGUAAUGUCUUAUAAAGAUUUAUUGAAAC